GACGGAGUUGCGGCGUCUAUUAAAGCUGACGGAGACGCAAAGAGGUGGGAGGCGAGAGAGGAAGACGAAGCCAGUGGAGAGAGCGUAAGGCGAGAAAGUUCCAACUUCGGAGAGCGACGAUGGUGGCUUCCGGCGAGGGUGUAACCACCAUUCAAGCCUGGUACAUGAAUGAUACUAACGAAGACCAGAGGCUUCCCCACCAUUGCAAUCCUGAGGAAUACGUUUCCUUGGAAAAGCUUUCAGAGUUGGGAGUGCUGUACUGGCAUUUGAAUGCCGAUGACUAUGAAAAUGAUGAGGAAUUUAACAAAAUCCGCGAAAGCAGAGGCUACACUUACUCGGACUUGAUUACUUGCUGCCCAGACAAGCUGCCCAAUUACGAAGCUAAAAUACAAAGCUUUUUUGAGGAGCACAUCCACAGUGAUGAAGAGAUCCGCUUCUGUUUGGAAGGCAGUGGAUACUUUGAUGUAAGAGACCUGAAUGACCGUUGGAUCCGUAUAUGGGUAAAAAAAGGAGACAUGAUUGUAUUGCCUGCUGGGAUUUAUCAUCGGUUCACACUUGACAGUGAUAAUUACAUCAUGGCACUGAGGCUUUUUGUGGGUGAGCCGGUGUGGACCCCUCACAACCGACCACAAGAUGACCACCCUGCCAGGUUGGACUAUAUUAAAGCUUUUACAAAGGAAGCUGAACCAGUUGAAGCUCAAUGAGGCCAAUCUAAGUAUCUCUAGGACAUAACGAAUCAUGAUAAGAGUGUUCAAGAGUGUUAUUUCUAUUAGUAGUGUGAUGUGAUUGACCAGAUUAUGAUUGUUCAACACGCCUCCUUCCGAUAAAUAUUGCCCUGUCAAAAGCUUCUCUUGGGAAGGCGGAGUAUGGGUCUAUCGGCAGUCCUCUUCUUGAAAGAAAUAAAUAUUUGUCCCAGUUGGGAUCCUAUAUUGCUAAGGAAAUUUAUGUAUAAACUGCAA
Nymphaea colorata (pocket water lily) is the source of this 959-nucleotide messenger RNA. RefSeq names its product probable inactive acireductone dioxygenase 2. Gene Ontology annotation, molecular function: acireductone dioxygenase [iron(II)-requiring] activity. The record is from RefSeq and is a predicted model, not a curated record. The transcript is spliced from 7 exons. NCBI's taxonomy places the organism in Eukaryota, Viridiplantae, Streptophyta, Magnoliopsida, Nymphaeales, Nymphaeaceae. Bases 120 to 704 code for a protein of 194 amino acids.